AUGCUGCCCACCAAUCAACAACAAAACCUGUCUUUGCUUUCAUCAUCAUCACCAACAAACAACACAACAAACAAUACUGCACAUACGAACACUAAUGGCAAUACAAACAAUAGCCUAUGGAACAGCCUGCAAACGCUGAUGAAUCAAAGCGGAAAUAACAGUAAUAAUCCCUUAUUGCACCAGAUGAAUUAUCUGAUGGCAGCACAAUCAUCACUCCCUGGUACAGGAAAUCAACAAUUACUUAACAAUUUAUUACAAGGACAAUCCAUGAUCAAUAACAACACCAAUUUCAACAACAACAUCAACCAACAAGCUUUGAACCUUGUCGGUAGUAUUUUGAAUUUGGUAAAUUCAGCAUCCCCACAACAGCAGCAACAACAGGCUAGUAGCAACAUCAAUAACAACAACCAGUUGUAUAGUAACAAUGUCAAUAUGCCAACAACAACAUCAGAUCAAAACAAUAACACAUCAUCAUUAUCAAACUCCUCUAUUCUGCAACAAAUUCUUGCGCACAAGUUAAUUCUUUGUGCAAGAAGCAACUAUUUCAAUCAACUGAUACUAACUAAAUGUAAUAAUACUGCUGUUCUUGAAAUUGAGAUUCAAGAUGCUUCUGCAGAUAUUUUCUACAGUAUUUUAGAGUUUGUGUACACGGAUUGUACAGUUUUGAGGUCAGACAAAAUUUGGGAAUUGUUUCAGGCAGCUAAAUUUUAUCAGCUCAUUGCUCUAUUGCAGCAAUGUCAAGAAUUUAUUAUAGGAACGCUUGUGGAUGGAAACGUUUUUCAGCAAUGGACCAAGGCUCAACAAUUUGGAGCCAUCAUGGUUGCAGAACAUUGCCUCCUGUUUGUGAAAACAAAAUUUGAGAAAGCUCUCAAGCUUUUGGAUUUGUACAAUACUUUGGAUAUAUCAACCAAUCAGAAAUUAU
Messenger RNA from Naegleria fowleri, 922 nucleotides. RefSeq lists its product as uncharacterized. The transcript is spliced from 2 exons. Lineage: Eukaryota; Heterolobosea; Eutetramitea; Acrasida; Naegleriidae. The annotation marks the transcript as partial. Gene Ontology annotation, molecular function: protein binding. The record is from RefSeq and is a predicted model, not a curated record.